This is a messenger RNA of Parnassius mnemosyne (clouded apollo), 909 nucleotides long. Lineage: Eukaryota; Metazoa; Arthropoda; Insecta; Lepidoptera; Papilionidae. The record is from the annotation of a GenBank genome assembly.
AUGCAUUUUAAAGAUCCAGUGGCCAAAAGUAAAGUAUUUAAUUACUUAAAUAAAUUUGUACGGGAAUAUAACAGCUCGCCUGGAGCUGCAACUGCAACAAGAAGUGACACCUCUGAUGAAUCUGAUAAAGAUGAUUCUGAAUUUGACAUUUGGAAAUACCAUAAGCAGCUGACACAUAAAAACAUGAAAAAUAAAUCAUCUGCUACAGCUAUGCCACUAUCAGGCUCCAUCAGCGAAACCGAGGUCCAGAUGUACCUUUCAUCUCCUGUAACACCAAUAAAGAGAGAUGCCAUUGAAAAUUGGAAAGAUAUGAAAUCUCUUUUUCCAAAACUUACAAAAGUCGCAAUGAUAUACCUUCCAAUUGUAGCUACGUCUGUCCCAAAAGAAAAAGAAGAAAUUGAGCGCCUACCUUUAUCGAAAAAAGCGAAAGUUAUUAUAGAAAAUCGAAGAAAAACCAAGGAAAGAGUAAGAAAGCAUCGACUUCAGAAAAAACAGAACGAACAAACAAACACAAUAGUAAAUGAAAGUUCUAUCCGUGUGACACCACAAUCCAUUGGUAAAGCUGUAGUUCGUGCUCGUAACGCAUUGCCGGCUUGUCCCAUAAAAAAGCAAUUGGUGCUUGGAAGACUUUUGGAUGAAUGCCCGAAGGAAAGCCCUCCUACUAUGCACGGUGCAUCUGGAUUAGACAAGAAAGUCAUUCUUGAAAUACAAACAUUUUAUCAGCGCGAUGAUAUAAGCCACCAAGCACCUGGCUUAAAAGAUUAUGUCACAGUUCGCAAUGAAAGAGGAGAGAAGGAAAAAAUGCAGAUCCGGCAUUUAUUUUCAUCAGUGACUGAAUUCCAUAUUCCAUGCCCAUUCACUAUUUGUUCAAGAGUUUGGGAAUAUUGUGGGACGAAGCAAGUUUGCUGA